Messenger RNA from Lates calcarifer (barramundi perch), 6062 nucleotides. RefSeq names its product collagen alpha-1(XVII) chain-like. NCBI's taxonomy places the organism in Eukaryota, Metazoa, Chordata, Actinopteri, Centropomidae. The record is from RefSeq and is a predicted model, not a curated record.
UCAGACAAAGCUAAUACAUAAACUCUGCGAGCACAUGUAAGUCCAUGGCACCGCAUAGUGUACUCCUUCAGCACCUGGACUUUAUGCACUGAAAUGUGGUGAAUAGGACAGAUUGAUCAAACUGAAGCCUUCUUUCUGCUGGGGGGUCUAAGGAGGGGUUGGGAUCAUUUUUGUACAAAUGAUCUGAGAGAUAACAUUGGAUGGACAAUCUAAGUACAGUCAAAACUGUUAGUUCUGGUGGAGGUGCUGGGGGUAGUAGCAAAGUGGUCACAAAAUCAGUCACAACUACUCGACUGACCUCACAAAGCGAGCUUUCUCUGAGUGCAGGUGGGUCAGGGGGAAGAGCUGCAUCAGGAGGCUCUGGAGGCACAAGCAGCACAGUUGUGAUCACGUCCAGCAGCUCCCACACCGGCAGCUCUGGCAGAUCUGGAGCAAGCAAGGGCACUGGAGGGAUCAGUGUCACUACAGUAGAAGCAUCCUCUGCUGUAUCCUCAAGUGGAGGGAGGUUAGGCUCUGGGUCAGGGUCAGGGGCGGGUGUAGCAGCAGGAGCAGGGGCAGGGGCAGGAGCAGGAGCAGCUGCAGGGUUUAAGGCUGCUGGAGGGGGAUCUUCCACUAUGUCCUCUAGUUUUAUAAGUGGUGGCAGAGAGGGAAAAAGGGAGGGGGGUUUAGGUGCUGUAACAGUUUCCACAGUGACCAAGACUAGCUACAGUUCUGGUGGAUCUGGGGAAGCAAAGAGAGGAUCAUCCUCUGCAGUCACUUAUUCACCUGCUCCAAAAGAGAGGAAGAGCAUGACCACCAUGGCAGCGGCUGUCUCAGAUGUCUUUGAUGAAAGUUCGAGUACAAACUCGUCCCCUGAGUACAACAGGAAGGCGUAUGGCAUAUCAAGUGCAACUUCAACUUCUGCCACCAGGGGGAGAACCCAGAGCAGAGAGAGUGAGAUCAGAACCAGACUUCAAAGUGCUUCUCCUCCAGCAAGUUGGACGGAGCUGGAUGACGUUAAGCGCCUGCUAAGAGGAAACCACUCAACCAGCACCAGUCCAACUCAGUCCCCCAACAACACGCUGCCCAUCCCCAAGAAGGCCAGUGUGGAAACCAGGACCAUGUCUGAGAGUUCCACCGCAGACCACUAUGGCAGCAUUUGGCCUGGAGGUGUGAGCAGUAGCUACAGUUACAAUACCAACCCCAACAACCUGUCCACUCCCUCCGCCCUUUACCAAUCAGGAGUUCAGAACAACCUGACAUUCAGCUCUCCCUCCGUGAAUAGUGGACUAUCUGCAAGCAGCACUGUCCCAGUGUAUGGUGUUCAGAAUAAUCUGACCAGUGCCAGCCCCACUGUACUCUCUCCCACUGGAACUGCCUCACAGAUAGUUUAUGGUGUACAGAAAAAUCUUUUUAAUAUCAUGUCUCUUGCAGUGAGACCCGGCAGUCCCACUAAUGACGAGGCCUCAGGCAAAGAUUUUAAGUUUGUGAUGGUAGAGAAGGAGAAUGCUCCUGUCAAGAAGGAGACAGAGAGACUCAUCAUGACCAAAGACACAGGGAAGCAGUUCAUGUCUGCUGCACCAGCUGCUACGUCUGCGACCUACUCUGAGGACUCACUGAAGAGAGAGAAACAGAAGCUAUCAACCAGCACAGUGGAGGAAGGAACAGAUGCUAAAUCUUCAAGCCUAAAAGUUGCCACGAAAGACAAAGCCACAUAUGCAGAGAUCCAUAAAGAUGAAUCAGGCUUUGGAUUCUGGUCCUGCUGUAGCUGGUGGAAGUGGCUGCUGGGCCUCCUGCUCAGCCUGCUCCUCCUCCUUGGACUCCUCUUCGGACUCAUCGCUUUGGGUGAAGAAGUGAGACGCCUCAAGAACCGUGUUGAUGCUUUAGAAGCCAUCACUGGCACUGCCUCAGCCAGGUCCAGUCGCCUAUCGGCCUCUUCAGGCAUCAACAUCAUCGACCCGCUGGAUUCGUCAUACAUCGACAGGAGCUCCUCUGGGCCCACCCUGACGCGCUCUGACAACACGAUCAACUUGGGGGCUGCUGGGCCUGGAGGAGGUGUGGGGAGUGGACCAGGACAGGAUAGUGCUGGCCUGCAGAGAACCGUUCAGCAGCUGGUCAGGGCUGAACUCCGCUCUGAUGCUGUAAGAGAAUCACUUGUUUACUCUCUGAAGGGAGAGAGAGGAGAACCAGGACCUAAGGGGGAUCCGGGGGCAUUUGGGCAAAAAGGUGAUAGCGGCUUCCCUGGUCUGCCAGGUCCUCCUGGGCAGAUGGGUCACCCAGGACUGGAUGGACCAAGGGGACCAAAGGGAAGUGCAGGUGAACCAGGUGCCGAGGGACCACCUGGACAGAGGGGCCGGGAGGGGCCAAUGGGCCCACGAGGAGAGAAUGGACCACCUGGAUUUGGAGAGAAAGGAGAUAAAGGCUCUCAAGGUGAGCCAGGACGCCCCGGUCCUGCUGGUGCCCUUGGACCUGUGGGGCCGAAGGGUGCCAUGGGAGAGCAUGGUGCCCCAGGAAGCCCUGGUGCUCCUGGUCCCAAGGGUUUCCAGGGUGAAGCAGGAGCUCCAGGAGUGAAAGGUGACCGAGGAACUCCAGGACUGCCAGGAACCAAGGGAGAACAGGGAGAGAGGGGACCACGUGGAGGAAUAGGUGAACCGGGACAACCUGGACCACAAGGCCCUGCUGGAUCUAAGGGAACUAAAGGAGUUGCAGGUGACUCAGGUCCAAUGGGACUUCCUGGUGCGAGAGGACCACCUGGACUUCCUGGAGAUAUUGGUCCCCCAGGCACCCCUGGUCUUCAAGGACCCCCAGGUAUUGCUGGAAAUCCAGGACAGCCUGGUGGUAAAGGUGAACCUGGUUUGCCUGGCAAAGUCAUCACUUCAGGUGGGUCUGAUACUGUCACCAUCCCUGGACCUCCAGGGCCCGCUGGGUCUCCAGGUCCUGCUGGACCCCCUGGUUUGUCCGGUCCCAUUGGUCCUGCUGGUGUUCCAGGACAACCUGGUCCUAAAGGACCACAAGGUGAAAAGGGAGAAAAAGGAGAAAAAGGAGAAAAAGGAGAAAAGGGAGAAAAGGGGGAGAAGGGAGAACAAGGAGAACCUGGUGUGCCUGGUGUCAAAAGUUCAGAAACUGUCAGUGCCACCCAGACCGAUAAACUUUCCUCAGCGGCAGGUGUGCCUGGUCCACCAGGACCCCCAGGGCCUCCAGGACCACCUGGUCCUCAGGGUCUCCCUGGUGAGAGUAAACAAGGUCCUCCAGGACGCAGAGGUCCUCCAGGAGAGCCAGGUGUUGGAUCACCCGGACCCCCAGGAGAGAAAGGAGAACCUGGCAGCUUUGUGCCUACAUCAGAGACCUUCUUUGCUGGACCACCAGGACCUCCAGGACCCGCAGGCCCACAGGGUUCAGCAGGUGAACAAGGACCACAAGGGUACCGGGGUGAACCAGGUCAACCAGGUCUACCAGGAAGUCCAGGGGAACCAGGUGUUGGUUUCCCAGGUCAGCCUGGACCUAGGGGGCCUCCAGGGCCAGAGGGGCCAGAGGGGCCACAAGGACCCAAAGGUGAUGCAGGAGUCCCUGGAGCCCCAGGAAUCCCAGGAGUCUCUGGUGGUAGUUCAUUCAGUCCUGGACCACCAGGCCCACCUGGCCCACCUGGCCCACCUGGGAGAGAUGGAAGUGGGACUGGAUCACCUGAUGUGGGCCAGUACAUUUCAGAAUACCUUCAAAGUGGUGGCAUCAGGGAGUAUCUGGCUGGACCUCCUGGACCUCCUGGUCCUCCAGGACCUCCAGGGACUGCAGGGGAUGGGCAGGUGGAUGACGUUGCCAACCGAGUCAUCGCCUACAUCCAGAGUAGAGGAUAUGAUGGGACUCCUGGUCCGCCUGGUCCUCCAGGUCCACCAGGGUCUGUCUCUGUUAAUGACAUCAUCAGCCUAUUACAACGAGAGGAUGUGCAGAGAUAUGUUGCUGGUCCUCCCGGUCCACCAGGACCUCCUGGAGCUCCAGGAUUUGGCAGCUAUGGAGUUAACACCCAGGAGGUGGCUGAACGGGUCCUCAGUCUUAUGAAUGAGAGGGGGGUGUUAGGUGUCCCUGGACCCCCUGGACCUCCUGGGCCUCCUGGAAACUUGUUAGCAACUGGUUAUCAAGCAAUUGUGGGUCCACCAGGGCCUCCUGGUUCUCCAGGUGUCCCUGGUCCACAAGGACCACAAGGACCACCUGGACCAGCAGGGCCACCAGGAUUUGGGAACUACAUAACCUCAGACAUUCGUGACUACCUGCAAAGUGUUGCCUUCAGAGGCCCUCCAGGUCCCCCUGGUCCCCCAGGACCUGAGGGCCCCCCUGGACCAGUCCGUGGACUGGUUUCCUAUGCUGAGCAUGCCAACCGAGAGUUGUUCAAAGCAGAGCAACAACAAUAUGUCAAGAGUGAUGCUGUGAGAGGAGCUAUGUUUGGACUUCCUGGUCCACCAGGCCCUCCUGGACCCCCAGGACACAAGGGAGAACCAGGUGUACCUGGCACCAGAGACCAGAGCCCGGACACUGGAGACUACUCCAGUAUGGCUGUCAGAGUAACUGAUUACAUCAAAUCCAACGGUCUGCUCCGUGAUGUUUUGAGAGACUCUGAACGUGUUAUCCAAGGACCUCCAGGGCCCCCUGGACCUCCAGGAAUACCUGGACAAAGCCAGUGGGUUAGUUCCCGUGAAAAUGUCCUGGAUGUGGUGGAAUACCUCAAAUCCCGUGGUGUGCUGCACAACAUUGUGAGGGAGUACAACAGUCGUGUCUUCCAAGGACCUCCAGGACCGCCUGGCCCCCCAGGUCCUCCAGGAUACACCCGAUGGUUUGGUUCACGUGGAAAUGCCACAGAACUGUUGGAAUACAUCAAAUCGCAUGGUCUGCUUCAUGACAUUGAGCGGAGUCACAGUGGCGCCAUCCAAGGGCCACCAGGACCACCUGGCCCCCCAGGCCCACCGGGAUACAGCCGAUUGUUUGGUUCCCACGCAAAUGUCACAGAUUUAGUGGAAUACUUCAAAACACAUGGAGCCAUUGUAGGACCACCUGGGAGACCGGGACAGAAAGGGGACAUAGGUUUCCCAGGCCUAAAAGGACAGAAAGGUGAACAAGGCCUUCCUGGGCCUGAGGGACGCCAAGGACAAAAGGGUGACAGAGGAGAAUUCACAAUGAUGACUAAAAGAAGAAAGAGGAAUGUUGGCGUUUGAAAGCCAGGUUACUGAACAUAUGGACCUUUAAGACCAAUGAGCAUUUCAGCACACAUUGGAUGUUGUUCCCCAAUUCACGUUUUUCUAAAGGGAUAUGAUUGUAUUUUUCUACUCAUAAACAUUUACUGUUUACUAUGUUUUGUGAAAUCAGGGAUGAUGUAUAGCUUUGAAUUGGCUUGUCUGACACUGUAUUGAGGGGUAUUCUUCAGUGUGGUGACAUUUUUUAUACUGUGGGACUGAUUGAAUAUAUACAUAUUUAUAUACGAUUAUGCUUUUCAUAGCUUUUCAUCAUCAGUAAGAUAAAUACUUUAACAGUGUAUUGCCAAAUGGGAUCUAAUCAAGGACAAAACACAGUGGAGGGGAAACUGUUUAUUUACAGCAAAAUGAAACUCUACAUUAUACAGGCAUUCUAAAAACUAUACAUUUAUUGUAAAAAAUGCAUAAUGAUUUUGAUAUGGAUCAUGGUUUUGUUUUUCAGUCAACAUUCAGAAUUUUCAGUUUAGAGAAUCUAGCUGACAAACAGAAGAACUAACAGGACUCAUUUUGUAAUUAGAUUUUUGUAAGUAGAGCAAGUAAGGCUCUGCCACAGGUGCUGCAGUGUGGGUUUUCAUAUAAAUAACUAUUGAGAAAGUUUUGCAAAACGUGCACAGCACUCCUUCAUUAUGUUUUUGUACAUACCAGCUCAGUUAUUAAAUACAUUUGACUAACUUUAAAGCCAAUCAUAAAGAAAAUGAGAUGAUAAAAUGAACCAAUCAGAGAUGAUGGCCUAAACCAGUCAGGUCCAUUUUUUUUUUUUUGCAUCAACUGCCUCAAAUAUUACUCUGCUUUAGCAUCAUUCAUUCAAUUCAUCAACCUAAAUAAAAACCAUUUGCUAAAAGCUCA